AUGCAACGAGAUAAACGAUUCAGUUACCAAGAAUACAACUCAUUGAAAGCUGAAUUAGAUAAACAAGUGAAUGAACAUCAACCAGACGAUCUACUUCAAUUUUGUACAACAUUUUUCCUAAAGCAAUUAGAAAAAGAACGCGCUGCAGAUCGAAACCAUCCACUUGUGACUGGACAUGAGCCAUCCGGAGAGAUUCAUCCAUUGGCUAUUCAGAGUGCAUCAAUGCAUGAAGAUGAUGAGGAUUUUGAGGACGAAGAAGAAGAUGAAGAAGAUGAGGAACGAGAUACUGUAUCGGAUGAUAUGCCUAACCUUGCGCCUCCGACCAACCGCGGCCGUCGUACAUCUGUCAGUGCUGAAUCCAUGCAACCCACUUUCCGCACAGAAAAGAUUGUGAUUCCAAAGAGCGACGACCAACGAGCCAAGAUUCGCACUGCUAUCAGUACCAAUUUCUUGUUUAAGCAUUUGGAUGAUGAGCAAUACCAAGAUGUUGUGAACGCUAUGACCGAGAAAAAAGUCAAGCAAGGCGAGCAUGUGAUCGAACAAGGUGCUGUAGGUGAUUACUUUUAUAUAGUCGAGUCGGGUCAAUUAGAUUGUUUCAUUGACGGGAAAAAAGUGACGUCUUAUGGCCCCAGUGGAUCAUUUGGUGAAUUGGCCUUAAUGUACAAUGCUCCUCGUGCUGCCUCGAUCAUUGCAGUGACCGACUGUGUGCUCUAUGCUCUCGAUAGAAUCACAUUUCGCUCUAUUCUGAUGGAAAAUACAAGUCGAAAGCGAACCAUGUAUGAGCGGUUCUUGUCGGAGGUUCCAAUUUUCAAAUCCCUGGAAGUUUACGAAAGACAUAAAAUCGCAGAUGCUCUUGAAUCUGUCACUUUUGAGGAUAAAGAAGUGGUCAUCAAGGAAGGUGAUAUUGGCGAAGAGUUCUACUUGAUUGAGAGUGGAGAAGCUAUAUUCUAUAAGACUAUGCCUGAUGGAUCACAAAAACAGGUCAUGGUGGGUAAAAAGGGAGAUUAUUUUGGUGAAUUGGCACUAUUGAAUGAUAAACCAAGAGCUGCCACGGUUGUCGCUAAUGGCCGCCUUCGUUGUGCAACGCUUGGUAAGAAGGCGUUUACAAGACUAUUAGGACCAGUGAUGGAAAUCCUGAAGCGAAACUCAGAAAAUUAUCACGCUGUACUGCAGCAAGUCGGCCAUUAA
Rhizopus microsporus ATCC 52813 is the source of this 1188-nucleotide messenger RNA. Its product is annotated as cAMP dependent protein kinase regulatory subunit. The record is from RefSeq and is a predicted model, not a curated record. Gene Ontology annotation, molecular function: cAMP-dependent protein kinase regulator activity. The transcript is spliced from 3 exons. Gene Ontology annotation, biological process: regulation of protein phosphorylation. Gene Ontology annotation, cellular component: cAMP-dependent protein kinase complex; nucleus. Bases 1 to 1188 code for a protein of 395 amino acids. NCBI's taxonomy places the organism in Eukaryota, Fungi, Mucoromycota, Mucoromycetes, Mucorales, Rhizopodaceae.